CCGUUCAUCGACUUCUUCACGUAUGAGAAGCUCAUACAUCCCGUCACUAACAGACCGGAACCGAAGGCCAGUUUCAUCCCAUCGUUGUCUGAGAAGCGAAAGAUCAGCAAAUUGGUGGCCGCCAUCAAAAUGGGUCGACUCAAACCCAGACCUCCCAAACCAAAGGACGGACCCUUUGUUUUCAAUUAUGAUUUGUGGGAAAAGCCGAUCGCCGACCGAAAUAAGCGAAUCGAUCGCUACAUACCGGCGCCCAAACUUAAACCUCCCGGUCAUGAAGAGUCAUAUAAUCCUCCGCCAGAAUACCUGUUCACUGACGAGGAAGAGAAGAAAUGGUCAGAACAAGAGCCAGAAGAACGGAAAAUCAAUUUUAUUCCUCAGAGUUAUUCGUGUCUACGAAGAGUUCCCGCGUAUUCCAAGUUUGUUAACGAACGCUAUGAACGACUCCUUGACCUCUAUCUCUGCCCUCGCGCUCACAAAUUGAGAGCAAAUGUCAAUCCAGAGGAUCUGAUUCCCAAACUUCCGCGUCCUCGAGAUCUACAGCCUUUCCCAUCAAUUCAGUCAUUGAUAUACAGCGGACAUAAGGAUGUCGUUCGCUGUCUAAGUGUUGAGCCUAACGGACAGUUUAUAGCUUCAGGAAGUGAUGACUGCACUGUUAGGAUAUGGGAAGUCCUGACCACAAGAACUAUGAAUGUAAUGAAAUUUAGUAGCGGUGUUACUGACAUCAAGUGGUGUCCCGAUAGAUCCAAGUGCUUGUGUGCGGUCGCUGUCGGCAAAGAUCUAUUCAUAAUAAACCCAAAAGUGGGCGAAAAGUUUGUGAUCACCGAAACUGAUCUGUUGUUUAAGUCGAAUGUCGAUUCAAAUGAGAACACGAAGAGUGAAUCAACCGAUCAUUCGAUAGUCGACUGGAAAACCAUCGAAGAAAGCGAAACAAGUGAUGAGUGGAAGAAUGGCAUCAGAAUUGUAAUUAAGCACAGGUUUGACAUCAAGCAAGUGGUCUGGCAUUACGGCGGUGAUUAUUUCGCAUCAGUGAUGCCCAGCGGCGCCAAUAAGUCUGUUGUGAUCCAUCACUUGUCCAAAAGGAAGUCUCAGGCGAUAAUGUAAUUGUUGGCAGUUAUGACCUGAGGCUCAGUUGGUUUGAUUUGGACCUAUCGACCAAACCAUACAAAACACUCAGAUAUCAUA
Messenger RNA from Oppiella nova, 1182 nucleotides. NCBI's taxonomy places the organism in Eukaryota, Metazoa, Arthropoda, Arachnida, Sarcoptiformes, Oppiidae. The record is from the annotation of a GenBank genome assembly.